AUAAUAGAACUUUUUGACAGGUUAAAAAAAUGGCACUACCAAAAGUGAUAGCGCAUACAUUUUAUAAGCAAAAUUUAAUAAAUAAUGCAAUUCGAUGCUCUUUAAGCAAUAGAAAAUACUCAGAUUGGGUCCCAAAACCAAAUAAAACUCAUACAGACCAGCAAUGGGAUGCAGAUGAUUACAGAAAUGUACGUUUCAUAGACAAACCAAAACAUGUUAACACCAAUUUUAGUAUAAAACUAAUCAAUGAAGUUCCUCCAAAACCGACCAAAGCCCGUGUGAUUGCUUGUGAUGGUGGCGGUGGACCUUUAGGCCAUCCAAAAGUUUAUAUCAAUUUGGAUAAACCAGGCAAUCAUACUUGUGGAUAUUGUGGCUUACGUUUUGUUAAAGAAGAACAUUAAAUGUGUAUAUUGUUCGUAAAUUAUUUGUAUCAAAUUGUUAGAAAUUAAAUAAUUCAA
Chrysoperla carnea is the source of this 458-nucleotide messenger RNA. It is a transcript of the gene ND-13A, whose product is annotated as NADH dehydrogenase [ubiquinone] iron-sulfur protein 6, mitochondrial. Bases 30 to 401 code for a protein of 123 amino acids. Lineage: Eukaryota; Metazoa; Arthropoda; Insecta; Neuroptera; Chrysopidae. Gene Ontology annotation, biological process: mitochondrial electron transport, NADH to ubiquinone. The transcript has 3 exons. The record is from RefSeq and is a predicted model, not a curated record.